AUGCCUUCGAGCGCCCAACGCGACGAAACUGAUCCGAAGAGACAAUAUGAUACACGAGUGCGUUGGGAUCAGGACCCAACGACGGCUAAAUUUCUCAGCCUAUUCGCGUUGUCUAUUCGACCGACCGCAAACGGUGCAGGUAUCGGUCCCCUGAUGACUCAAUUUGAUUCUAGCUGCCAAAUUUCUCUGCUCUCCAAGGCCGUAGCACAGAGCUUGGGGUUACGGCCAAUGCCCUGGCGCCCCGGAGGUCAUCUUACUAUCAUCACCGAGUUCGGCAUUUUUGAACCGAAAGAGUACACUACUUGUAUUGUCCAAGCCAGCCAGCUAGUUGACGGAGAUCUCGGCGCAUGCAACGUCGCUCUCGUGGAAGACGAGCAAUUGCGGUCCUGGGGAUUCCAGUUCCUGGUCGGAAAGAAGAUAGUCGACAAGCUUGUGGAGAAGGGUCGACUCCCCAGAGAAGAGCGUGCCCAUAUCGACCUUGGGUUUCACAAAACUUCUCCGAAACAAUCUGCUGCGGUGCCUUGGGCGCCGGCCCAAAGUGUCAAUAGCCAUGAUCGCUACAUCAACAGUCAUCUUCAACCUAAUCUGCUUGAACAGGCAUCAAGCUUCUCGACAAGUUAUACGGGCGGCGGCAACCCAUCCGGGUUUUCAACGAAUGAUGCUGGGCCAAUUUCAACUCCCAGAACAUCCCUUGAUGGCAUGAGGCUUGGAGGUGACUCCGCGAGCGAUGUGCGAACCGUCAACGGUUCCCAAAGUCUCUAUGAACACAGUCAAACACACUCUCACGAUGGUCUUCCUCAAACCGAGCCUUUCGGCGGCAUUUUGAGCAACUUCAAGCACAAAUACCAUGGUCAAGAAGCGAGCAACUCGUCCGAUGCCGCUCAGAUGAGCCUGGCAAUCGGAAACGGGACGAUGUUUGGGACCUCUAGCGCGACAAACGGGGCAGAAAAUGUCAAAUCGCCAAUGCUUGCUCGACACGCUGCUUCGAUGCAAACUCCUUUCGGGUGGCCACAGAGCUCAGCCAAUGGUCAUGAACUAGAACGCUACGAUGGAAUGUUCAUGGGUUCAGCUUCGGACUAUUGCAGCCCAGAUGGAUCCUCGUGUCCUGGCGAUCACCAAGCUCAAGUGACAAGACUUCCGCCGAUUGCCCAAAACAAGGAGAUCACUGCAACGACUUGGAAAAAUUCAGAGCCUGGGGUCCAGUCAGAUAAGUUGCUGCCAUCGCCAGGAGCGGCGCUUUUGCCUGCGAUUCAGGUCACUUCGUCACCCGCAGACAAUUGCAACACUAUCAAUCCCCAGGUCUUGUUUGAGCCUGACAUGUGCAUAGACCCGUCCUUCUUCCCGUUCUGA
Messenger RNA from Colletotrichum acutatum, 1350 nucleotides. RefSeq lists its product as uncharacterized. Lineage: Eukaryota; Fungi; Ascomycota; Sordariomycetes; Glomerellales; Glomerellaceae. The transcript is spliced from 2 exons. The record is from RefSeq and is a predicted model, not a curated record. Bases 1 to 1350 code for a protein of 449 amino acids.